AUGCCGUCACUAUUUCGGCAUGACGCAGGCUUCUCUGGAGUAUGGUGGUUACCAAACGGUCACGCACACACGAUCUAUACUUUCUUCAGCCGAGACGAUGAUGCUAUCCUCUACGAGAGGACCUUGAUCAGUGUUCUCGAUGGAGGGACUUUGGCUCUGGAUGUCACACCUUCUCUCGCUGCGAAACCUCGUAAACACUUGGAACCUAUACUUCUCGUGACACACGGGUUGACUGGUGGCUCGCACGAGUCCUACGUACGAGCAGCUUUGCAUAAGUUGACGGCCUCGACCUCCGCAGGGGGGUUAUCGUUACGUGCCGUGGUGAUGAACUCGAGAGGCUGCAAUAGGUCACCAGUGACGAGCGCAAUGCUUUACCACGCCGGAACCACGGACGACAUCCGACACGCCAUCUUGUGGAUAUCACAAAACUUUCCCCUUUCGCCGAUAUUCGCACUUGGGUUCUCGCUUGGAGCUAACGCACUCACAAAAUAUGCGGGAGAAGAGGGCGAUUCGUGCCCACUCAGCGCCAUGAUGAGCGUAGCGAACGUCUGGGACUUUACCAAAGGCAGCCAUCACAUCGAGCGUGGAUCGGUCUUCAAUCGUCUCGUGUACAACAACGUCCUUGGCGGCGCGUUGCGCUCACUCCUUUACACCCAUCGCCACGCCUUCGAGAAAGACCCGUCCAGUCCCAUUCGAGGUCCAAGGCUGGAGACCUUGUUUCGGAAAAAUUUGGUCUCACUACGAGCGUAUGAUGAGUUGAUUACCACGAAGUUAUAUGGGUUUCACAGCGCAGACGACUAUUACGCCACCAUCAGCUCCAUUCGCUUCAUAUCUAAAAUUCGAGUCCCGUUCCUUAGUCUCAACGCGAUGGACGAUCCCAUUGUUGGCGCUAAUACUUUACCUAUCUGUGAGGCACUGACUAACCCUUGGACCGUCCUUGCACGAACGGGUAAAGGGGGGCAUCUCGGAUGGUAUGAACGGGCGCCGGACGGAUCACUUCGUCGUUGGUAUGUCGCCCCCGUGUACGAGUUCUUGAGCGCGAUGAUCUCUGUACGUGUCCACUCCAUCUAG
Molecule: messenger RNA, 1071 nt
Organism: Stereum hirsutum FP-91666 SS1
Lineage: Eukaryota; Fungi; Basidiomycota; Agaricomycetes; Russulales; Stereaceae
Product: AB-hydrolase YheT
Exons: 6
Coding region: 1-1071 (356 amino acids)
Biological process (GO): medium-chain fatty acid biosynthetic process; medium-chain fatty acid catabolic process
Molecular function (GO): acetylesterase activity; monoacylglycerol lipase activity
Source: RefSeq, a predicted model, not a curated record